CUUGGCUUGUUUGUUACUAAGGAAAAAAGAAAAGAAAAGAACUUCAUGGAAUGUCUGAAACCGAAAUAGUCUCUCUAUGUGACUUGUACAUUCCUAGAUAUGGAUAGUGACAGUCAUAGUGAUAGUCCUACCCCUCUGUAUCUCUCGGUGUGGGCUUCGGCGAUGGGUUUAAUAAAGGUUUGAGAUUCCUCUUGUAAUAACUUCCGUAUAUUUCGUUUUCCGCACAAUGUCAAUGUCUUUGUAAACUCCUCUCAAGUAGUAACAAUGGCUGGAGUAAGGGUUACCCUUUUGAGAUUGCUGCGUAAUUCGGCCAAUCCCUUUUCAAAAAUGCAAUCUUUUCGAUCAUACAACAACUCUGACAUGAGAAUUUCUUCACCAUUGCAAGCUUUUGUGAAAGAAUCACAGUCCCCUGAAACUUUGACAAAUACCCAUUUUAAAACUCUGGGUUCUCAGUCUCUUCUUUAUACCCAAUGUUACAAGACCAAACCCAUUACUGCAUUUUCACCUACCUUGUCGAAUUUGCACCUCCUACAUAAUAGCCCUCUUAUUUUGAUCAGCCCCUUUUCAAAUUAUCGGUCAUAUUCAUGGUCUUCUGGUAGCAAAGCUGAUAAAGCUGGAGUUCCCACUGCUUCUGGUGCAAGUGGAGUGGAUGGUAGUGGUAAUGAUGUUUUUGGAAGUGAUUUUGUUGAUAAGGUUAAAGAUGCUUGGCAGACUGCAGUUGAUGCGGGAACUUAUACUGUGCAAAAGGCUAAAGAAGCUUCUGAUGAACUGAUCCCCUAUGCUCAUCAAUUACUUGAUUCACAUCCCUAUCUGAAAGAUGUAAUUAUUCCAUUUGGUGGUACUUUUGCUGGUACUAUAUUGGCUUGGUCGGUUAUGCCUAGGCUUUUGAGGAGAUUUCACAAGUAUGCUACGCAAAGUCCUGCUGCUUCACCAACUGGAAGUGUCUCUUGGGAGCAAGUUCCAUACGAAAGAACUAUUUGGGGUGCUUUGGAGGAUCCAGUGCGAUAUCUAAUUACCUUUAUGGCAUUUUCACAAAUGGUUGUAAUGGUCGCACCAACCACUAUGGCAUCACAGUACCUUGGACAGGCAUGGAGGGGUGCAGUUAUUCUUUCAUUUGUAUGGUUUUUGCAUCGAUGGAAGUCGAAUGUGUUUACUCGUAUGUUGGCAACUCAGAGUGCAGUGGGUAUUGAUAGGGACAAGUUGCUGGCUUUUGACAACCUUUCAUCUGUUGGUCUAUUUGUGAUUGGUAUAAUGGCUUUAGCUGAGGCUUGUGGGGUUGCUGUGCAAUCUGUUCUGACUGUUGGUGGCAUAGGAGGAGUUGCUACUGCUUUUGCUGCCAGAGAUAUCCUUGGGAAUGUACUCAGUGGGUUAGCUUUGCAGUUUUCAAAGCCAUUUUCACUUGGAGAUAAAAUAAAAGCUGGUAAUGUAGAAGGUCAAGUGGUGGACAUGGGACUCACUACCACAUCACUAUUAAAUGCUGAAAAGUUUCCAGUCAUAGUUCCAAAUUCUCUUUUUUCCAGUCAGGUGAUUGUGAACAAGUCACGUGCCCAAUGGCGUGCCAUGGUCACCAAGAUACCCUUGCAAGUUGAUGAUUUGGACAAGAUUCCCCUUAUAACAAAUGAUGUAAAGAGUAUGCUAAGAUUGAACUCGAAAGUUUUCCUGGGUAUGGAGGCCCCUUAUUGUUUCCUCUCUCGAAUUGAAAGUUCUUUCGCUGAAUUAACCCUUGGAUGCAAUCUCAAACAUAUGAGCAAAGAUGAAUUGCACUCUACGGAACAGGAUCUUCUUCUGCAGUCUGUCCAGAUAAUUAAGAAGCACGGUGCUAGACUGGGUAGCACCUGGCAGGAUACAACCAGUCAGUGAUAUGGCAAAUUUAAAAAAAAAAAAAAAAGAAAAAAAAAAAGGAAUCUUUUAUGCAGGUAUUGGAUUGUUGUUUCUCUAUCUGCUAACUUUACUCGCCAAAUGUGAAUAUUUACAGAAAUGAAUCAUGCAGUUUAAGAUAUGAAAAAAUGAGUUGUGAUGCAAUGUCCAGUUUUCUCUCCUUUUUUGGUUCUAGAUGUAAUGCUUCAUAUCAUGAUUUUAUGCUUUUGUGUAAAAAAAGAGAGCUGUUCAUUUAAAAUGAAAUGUGAAACUGGAUUAUGUUCUUGUAAAGACAUGAUGCUCGCACUUUCUAUGAUGUGAUGCUUGCUCAAAGUCGACAAAAUUGGAAGUUCAAUUUA
Molecule: messenger RNA, 2216 nt
Organism: Quercus lobata
Lineage: Eukaryota; Viridiplantae; Streptophyta; Magnoliopsida; Fagales; Fagaceae
Product: Mechanosensitive ion channel protein
Exons: 7
Coding region: 265-1860 (531 amino acids)
Biological process (GO): transmembrane transport
Cellular component (GO): membrane
Source: RefSeq, a predicted model, not a curated record